This is a messenger RNA of Seminavis robusta, 1509 nucleotides long. NCBI's taxonomy places the organism in Eukaryota, Bacillariophyta, Bacillariophyceae, Naviculales, Naviculaceae. The record is from the annotation of a GenBank genome assembly.
AUGAAUCAAAAGCUCUGUAUUAUUCUGACUCGGUUGCUGACAGUGGCAGCCUUUGCCGCAUCCAUCUUUGCCUGCUUCUUUCCCCUUCACACAAUCACCGUUAAUGAACAUCCCUGGGUAUCCCAUUUGUUCGAUAUCAGCUGUGAGGAGCUUACUAGAGAGAAUAGGGAAUAUUGUGAAACAUCCUACAACACUCGCCAUUACACACUGUGGCGCUCCACUGGCAAUUUCUUUUCCAUCCAAGACUGGGAUGGUGGCGUUCUCUGUGGAUCCAGAGAAAAUUUUGAGAUGCCAUCUGAGACCAACCCUGACAUUGCAGUUCUUACUGUGGAAAACCUAGGAAAAUGCAGCAAUGUUGCUGCCUUUGUUGCCAUGACAUUCACCAUUCUAACAUGCAGUUUUGCUGCGUUUGUUGCCAUUUACAUCACUGUGCUGGUACAUGAUCAUGAUUUCAUUCUGCAAAUGCUACUGGCAUUCACGACAGCCUACUCAGCAAUAGCAAUUGCUGUGUACUGCUUGGAGAUAAAUCCACUCCGGCUAAAGACAACUUUCUGUGACAGUCAAACACUCUUUGAACACUGUGAACAAAAGAUGGGAGUGGGCUUCUGGUUUCAAGUGGGGACUAUUUCAUUGUCAUUUGUGGCCCUUGUUUUGACGUUCGCAAGGGGUUCCUCCAAAUCAAUACAACUAGAGGAGAAAGCACCAGAACCUGGAGCUCAUCACAGUGUUCCCUUCUACAAAUCCCUACACUUUUAUGUCCAUCUGGUGCGGUUUUCAGAACUGGCGAUUUUGAUCAUUGGUUUGGUUUCAACCUGGACCAUUGUCCGAACAACCCUACCGGAGACAACGAACACUACAACAAGCAAUGAUAAUCUGCUCAGCCAUGCAUUUGCUGGCAAGGGAGGGCAGAUGGAAACAGAGAUCAACUUGUGGCAGGGGCUCUUCUGCCAUCCCUUUGGGGCAAGACUGUUUCUGUGGUCAGUGGUCUUGGAUCACCAUGAAGAUUCAGAGCUGGAAACCUUUGGCCAUUGUGAAUCCAAAGAUAUUUUUCAUGUUCAACUUGGAAUGAUCAUGGCAACAGUGUCUGCCAUCACUGCCAUGACCUUCCAAAAAGAUGCCAAAAGUAUGCCACUGGCCUACCUUGUUGGAUUCAUCAUGCAUUUCAUGUCAAUGGUCAAGCUCAUAUGGGCCAUUACAGAGUUCAUGUUGGGUGUUUACCCAGGAAGAAGCAAUAUUGAUCCAUCUUACUGCUCUCGGUGGACUUCCUUUGUUCCCACAGGGGGAACUUGUGACAUUGACAUUGGGCCAGGCUUGUGGUUAGCCGGUGGGGCCCUGGCUGCUGUGGCGAUAAGUUUUCUUGGCGAAGUCACCCUGCAAAGGAACACUGAAUACAGUGUAGUAACGGCAUUCUGGACCUUGAUUGGACGUGUCCGACAAGGGAGAAUCGCUGAUUUGGCCAAUAGUGCAAGUGAGCAUUCCCUUGACGUUGAUGGUACCGUUGCACGAUGA